CCAAAUUGGUACUAGGGUUAUAAGAAGGUACUGUUUCGAAUCAUCAACAAAAUCCAAAAAUUGACCAGAAAUGGAGAAUUGAAGUAGAUGGGUGUGCAAUUAAACUCGUAAAGUUGAUAUCUUUGAAGCAAAAGCAUAGAAUGGCGAAGGAGGAACACAAGGUUGCGCAAGUGGAAUUGGUGAAGCAAAGAUGCAGGUGCGUCAUUGAUGCCAUUCACCAAUUGCCAUCUUCCUCAAACAUCACACAAUCAUGCAGGCGAACCCUCCUCAAACUGGCAGAUGCUGAGCUCGCUUUCCUCUCACGACCCUCUUCUUCCACUCCCCUCAGUGUCAACGUUGGGCACCUUGAAACAGUUGUUCAUAUUCUACAGCAGCCUUUCAUAAGUGGGGUUUCUCGAGUUUGCAAGUCAAUUCCGCUAUCACCUUCAGUUAGCCGUGACGAGAGACGUGGUUCCCCUUUUAAAGAUGUCCAUGUUGAUGUGGUGUGUAGCCUCAAUAGGAAGCCUGUCUGGAUUAUAGUAUCUGAUAGAAACCCAAAGUACAUUUCUUGGAAUAGUUUCCAUAGAAAUAAGGGUUUAAAACUACGUAUUCAGCAAGUCCUUGCUGCAGCCCGAUCUAACUUGACCUUAAGGCCUUCCUCAGUUAUUCUUUUCUUUGCCAACGGGCUUGAGAACCAUGUUUACUACAAGCUUCGUGAUGAGUUUGGGGCAUCUGAAAUCCAGCUGGAGUUUUCAGUUUUCCGUUCUGACGUUUUGGAGGAAACAGAAGGUGACUGGAUUAAUGUUAUUGCAAGAUCAUACAGAGAUGCGUGUGUCCUUGAAAUCAACCCUGCUGAUGGCAAUGAUGUUUUUCCAAUUUUUGGAUGCGAUGUUCACUGUUCAACUGUGGAUUCUUCCCAAUUAGGACUUUCAGUAGGAAAAACUGAAACACAACCACAACUUUUCGAAGAAAAUGCUAUUAGCAGCUCUCAACUAGGACUUUCAAUAGAUAAAGCUGAAACUCAACUGCAGCUAUCUCAAGAAAGUAUCAAAACAAACUUGGGUGAUACAUUCUGUUCCAUUAUUAUGGGAAUGAACCUAAGACCCAUGGAUAAUAAAAGUUCUGAAUCCACUGAGACUGGGAAUCUUGUAGGUGGGAGUGAUCUAGUAAAUUUUGAUACAACAGCUUUGAUAGCUCUUGUGUCAGGAAUUAGUAAUGGUGGAACAGAGAAACUUUUGGCCACUCCUGAGAGUGAACUGAGGCAGCGGUUUAAGGGAAACUAUGACUUUGUGGUUGGUCAGAUAAUGUCUGAACUUCAAAACCCAAUCCAUGUGGAAUUCAGUAGAAUCCUAUGUGGGAAGAAUGGCAUAAUCUGUGAGAGUGUUCUUACAGAAUUUAAGGAGCUGGUACUGAUGUGUGGGGGGCCCAAUGAGAAACUGAGAGCUGACAAGUUAAUAAAUUGCCUCAGGGUUGUUCCUGAUGAUCCUUCUGACCGCAUGAUGGGCCUCCCAACAACUAGGAAGCUGGCAUUGAAAAACAAGGUUGUAUUUGGCACUGGUGACCAAUGGCAUGCUCCAACUUUAACUGCAAAUAUGGCAUUUGCCAGAGCAGUUUCACAGACAGGGAUGUCCCUUUCUACUAUUGAACAUAGACCAAGGGCCUUAACUGGUGAUUAGCUACAGACAUUCAUGGCAACCAGUCCAGGCAAUCACACUCAACAAAGUCAGGCACUCGACUCGCCCAAGAUUCUAACCUUCCUCAGCUUCCACCUCUCAAGUUUCAUGGCUACUGGUGCAUGGACCUUCAGAUAUCUCCAAUGGAAUGCGUCCUGUCUGCUGCUGAACCUGCAGCACCAUCAUUAAGUACUCCUGCAGUUGCUGCCAAUAUAAUGACCAGGAGGCCAAGCAAGCUUAGUAUACAACAUAUGCACUUGCAAAAGCAGUCCCUUUUUGGUGUUGUCUCUCUUUGCUGCUAACACAGGACAUUGUAAUGAAGGAUGAUAUUUCACCUGCAUCGGCAACCCUUUUCUUUGCUUGAUGAACCUGGAGCCACCAUGAAGCUCUCAGUGGCGAUGGUGCUUCCUCCAUUACAGGGAGAACCCUAAGUCUAAUGAUCUGCCCAUGCAGACAGAGUAGUGUUUUUACCAUCAUCUUUUCUGGUGACUAAAUCCUUCUUUCUAUUCAGUUCAAAUGAAUGGGUGGGAAUGUAAUAUCGCUACUCUAUGUAGAAUUCCUAUUUUGACUUGUUAAGACUGAACAAGCUGUUCGGAAGUGGGUUAAAUGGUUUCACAAAUGUAGUUUGGUGAGUUUACCUUAUCUAAAAGUAGAAUAAAUGGUCUUUGGUAGUUCAUCUUAAGAAUGAGAAAUUCGUUGAAUGAAAUCAGUGACAAGAGUUCCUCCUUGUGUUUGUUGA
This is a messenger RNA of Lotus japonicus, 2391 nucleotides long. RefSeq lists its product as uncharacterized. The coding region runs from base 141 to 1655 and encodes 504 amino acids. The record is from RefSeq and is a predicted model, not a curated record. NCBI's taxonomy places the organism in Eukaryota, Viridiplantae, Streptophyta, Magnoliopsida, Fabales, Fabaceae. The transcript is spliced from 5 exons.